UCACUUUUCAACCCAACUCAUUAUUUUCUCAUAACCAAGAAACUCACAAGUAAAGAGAGAUAAACAAACAUGGCAGAUGAUGAUUCUUGGGUCGCUGAAGUUAUAAAACAGCUGGAUAUAAAAAAAGGAAGUUUGCAGCGAUUGUGGAAAGAAGAACAGUUGUACCUCAAAGAAGUCGCCGAAGCCCAAGCCCAAUUGGACAAAUUGAAACAAGAAGGAGCCGAUGGAGCUGAUGUGAGGAACGCUGCAAAAAUUCAACAAGAAGCCAUAAAGAUGGUUUGGCGUUCCAGAGAAAGUACCGGGCAAGCUUUGAGGGAGUUGAUUGUUUUCCUCGACGGCUCGUCAGGCGAGGAACUUAUCAUGAACACACAGUCGUAUCAGUCCGCUUUGGCACUGAGCGAAGAGGUCACAGCUGCGUCGCAGGCAGAGAUAAACAAGCGAGAUGCUUCACCAUCGAACGUGUAGAAUGAUCUUUAUGCAUCUUUCAACCAUCC
Messenger RNA from Tremella mesenterica DSM 1558, 494 nucleotides. RefSeq lists its product as uncharacterized. The transcript has 4 exons. Gene Ontology annotation, molecular function: beta-tubulin binding. Bases 70 to 465 code for a protein of 131 amino acids. Gene Ontology annotation, cellular component: microtubule cytoskeleton; cytosol. The record is from RefSeq and is a predicted model, not a curated record. Lineage: Eukaryota; Fungi; Basidiomycota; Tremellomycetes; Tremellales; Tremellaceae. Gene Ontology annotation, biological process: tubulin complex assembly; post-chaperonin tubulin folding pathway.